CCCUUAAUCCUCUACGAACACAAAGCAUAACAAACCAAAGCAUCAAUGGCGUCGUUUCACAGUGGAAAAUCCAUCUUCUUGAAGCUCUUUGUCUUGUUUCUGCUACUUGUUCUUCCCUUGUCUCAAAGCAACGCUACUCGUAUCCCAAGAGCUCCUAUUAGCUCGAGAAGACCGAUUUGCCCUGCUUGUGUGUGUUGUGAGCCAGCUCCGCUAGGAAGUUGCUGCAGAUGUUGUGCAUCUCCUAUUGUCACUCAAACUCAUCACCACUCUCAAUCUCCAUGAAAAUGUAACAUAAAAAAGCCUGACUUGGUACCC
Molecule: messenger RNA, 315 nt
Organism: Arabidopsis thaliana (thale cress)
Lineage: Eukaryota; Viridiplantae; Streptophyta; Magnoliopsida; Brassicales; Brassicaceae
Exons: 2
Coding region: 46-282 (78 amino acids)
Source: RefSeq, marked reviewed